AUGUCUUAUCAGACGCGGCCGCAAUACCCCAAGUCAGAAGAGACGUACGAUCUCGCCAACUCUACGCGCUACAGCCAUGUCGUCGACGGCGGGCAACCCUAUGCAGCAGCCAGAUUCUCGAGGUUCAAUCCGCUGGGAUGGCGGCGGCGGACACAGAUCAUUGCCGGCGUUGCUGUCGUCGUGGUGAUCAUCGCCGUUAUCGUUGGUGCCUACGAGGGCUGGAAAGCGAAUCGAUACCCGGAUUACUCCGCUCUCAACUACUCCCUGAAGGACACUUAUUCGGGCGAAAAGUUUUUUGAUAAUUUCUAUUACUGGUCAGCUGCGGAUCCGACGGCUGGUUUUGUUGUAGGGGAAUAUAUAUCCCGAGUUCCCUUCGAUCUAACGCCGAUUAGGUAUAUAGCAGAGGCCAACGCGAAGUGGUCGAAUCUGACCUAUGCGACCAGUGAGUCGGCCAUAAUCAAGGUCGACACUAGCUACCCCAAUACCGUUGGUGGCCGCAACUCCGUCCGCAUCCAGUCUAACAAUACCUACAAUGAUGGAUUGUUCAUUUUCGACAUUCUGCAUACGCCCUAUGGUUGCGGUACAUGGCCAGCCCUGUGGCUGUCUGAUUCAAGCAAUUGGCCCACAAACGGCGAAAUUGAUAUCGUCGAGGCUGUGAACAAUGGAACCUGGGGAAACAGCAUGACACUGCAUACGACCGACGAUUGUAGCAUGAGCGUGAAGCGCAAGGAGUCGGGCAGCGUUACGUCAACGAACUGCUACAACGGCACCAACUCGAAUGAGGGUUGCGGUGUCUCCGGUACGACGGCAUCGUACGGGCCAGAAUUCAACCAGAACGGCGGCGGGGUUUAUGCUACUGAACUCCGGGAUGCUGGCAUUCGUAUCUGGUGGUUUCCUCGCAACUCCAUUCCGUCCGAUAUCACCAACGGCAGUCCAGACCCUUCGAAAUGGGGCGAAGCCACAGCCGACUUCCCCAGCACCGACUGCAGCAUCUCCUCACAUUUCAAGAACCAGAGCAUCAUUGCAAAUAUUGACUUGUGUGGGUCGCUGGCAGGGUCAACCGCCCGUUAUACCGACCAAGCCGAAUGUCCUAGUAAUUGCACAAGCUAUGUUGCGCAAAACCCGAGUGCGUUCACGGAAGCGUAUUGGGAGUUCAAGAGCUUCAAAGUUUACCAAGCUUCUUAGUCUGUUAUGUUAUGCCUGCAAGAAAUGUUGUUGACGAUCAGGGUCUUUUUAUUCAUAUGAAGUUACGGGAUAUAGAUAAUAGAAUUACGGGAUCAACCUAUUGUUUCAACAUCGCCACCACAAACCAAUAAUAAGCCAAUGAGCCGAAUGGGGAAUACUCCACAUCGUUCCAGGUCUUUCACAAAUGUAAUGGUGGCGGUGGUGGCGGCGUCGCUGCUUACCUCAACUAUAGUAGUAAAUGCUCUAUAGAUAGUAAAUGUGGUGGCAUUACAUUACUGCUAUCUACCCGAUCUCUUGGGAUUCGUUUUCCAUAACCAAGACAUCCAUCUAGUUGCCAUGGUUCAGCCAGAAAGAGAAACGGGGUUGAAUCAUAAUUAAUAUUUCUUAAAUAGGGGCAAACAUGAUGUCAAACUCUAUCAUACUCUAUCAUAAGGCGAGGAUCAGUACUGCCAAAGGGUAUAUAAGUAGCAUAAAGAUUUAAAGA
Messenger RNA from Talaromyces proteolyticus, 1669 nucleotides. Its product is annotated as putative endo-1,3(4)-beta-glucanase. Gene Ontology annotation, biological process: glucan catabolic process. NCBI's taxonomy places the organism in Eukaryota, Fungi, Ascomycota, Eurotiomycetes, Eurotiales, Trichocomaceae. The transcript has 3 exons. Gene Ontology annotation, molecular function: hydrolase activity, hydrolyzing O-glycosyl compounds. Bases 1 to 1185 code for a protein of 394 amino acids. The record is from RefSeq and is a predicted model, not a curated record.